AUGAGAAUUGUCUUGGUAGCUGAUACGUAUUCGGCCAACAACAAUGGGACAACCAUGUCUGCACGAAAUCUUGUUCGUGAACUGAAGAAGCAAGGUCAUGAAGUUCGCAUAGUCACAACGGGACCUGAAGGGGAGGGCCUCUACAUCUGUCGGGCGUUUGAGAAGGGACUCAUUCCCACUCUCGCCCGUUGGCAGGGGAUUACUCUGUCCCGUGGCGACAAGGACGUGAUUCGGAAGGCGAUUGAGGGAGCGGACGUUGUUCAUUGCUACUUCCCAUUUGUACUGGCAAGAGCGACCGCGAAGGUCUGCGCAGAAGCUGGCGUUCCGUGCACUGCUGCGUUCCACUGCCAGCCUGAGGAUAUCACAUACAACAUUGGAAUGAGUUCGUGUGGAUUUAUGGCCGAAUUUUUCUAUUGGGCCCUCCGUGAGUAUUUCUUUAAGCAUAUUCGUUACAUCCAUUGCCCUAGCGAGUUUAUUGCAGGGGAGCUUCAGCGAACUGGAUACAAGGCAAAACUUCGUGUAGUUUCGAACGGAGUUAAUGAGAUUUUCCAGCCUCGUUCUGUGACGAAGCUCCCGCAGCUGAAGAAUAAGUUUUGCAUUAUGAUGGUGGGACGUCUCUCGAAAGAGAAGCGUCAGGACGUGUUAAUUAAAGCAUGCGCGCUAUCGAAGCACGCGAAUGAGAUUCAGUUGAUUUUGGCAGGACAUGGUCCCAAGGAAGCGAAAUACAGAAAGAUGGCCGAGAAGCUGCCGAACCAAGCGAUUUUUGGAUUCUAUUCCCAGGAAGACUUAGUCAAUCUGUUGAACAUGUGCGAUCUCUAUGUCCACGCUGCGGAUGUGGAGAUCGAGGCCAUUUCAUGCUUAGAAGCAAUUUCGUGCGGUCUGGUGCCGGUGAUCUCGAAUUGCCGCACUUCCGCUACACAGCAGUUCGCUCUUUAUUCGAACUCGCUCUUUAAAUCCGGGGAUGCGCAGGAUUGCGCCGAUAAAAUCGACUACUGGAUCGAGCAUCCGGAGGAACGUAGAUUGGCUGGAAUCGAAUAUGCUAAAUCCAGUCAGAAAUAUAAAUUGAGUUCCUGCGUCAACCAGAUGAUAGAUUUCUUCCAGGAAGCUAUAGAUGAUAAUAAAAAUAGUAAUCGUAAUCAAUCAGUUUAG
Messenger RNA from Blastocystis hominis, 1149 nucleotides. RefSeq lists its product as hypothetical. Lineage: Eukaryota; Bigyra; Opalinata; Blastocystidae. Gene Ontology annotation, molecular function: glycosyltransferase activity. The record is from RefSeq and is a predicted model, not a curated record. The transcript has a single exon. The coding region runs from base 1 to 1149 and encodes 382 amino acids.